CCUUCCCCCUCCCUUCCCUUCCCGCGGCCGCCGCGCCCCACCCACCUCUCCCUCCCUCCGGGUGGCGGCGACCGAGCCACGUGGUGGGGCCGGGAAGCCACGGCCGCCCAGUGCCCGGGCGGCUGCCCAGCCUGGGUAGUGUUGAGCAACGCUGCGCCGCGCUCGGUACCUUCGCUCCGGGCUCUGCGCUCCCCGCCAGCCGCCCCAGGGCAGGAGGUGCAACCGACCGCCGGCCCGUCACACAAAGGAGGCCCGGCGCGGCAGAGCCAGUGCGCCGGCGACCAGACCAUGGACUCGGAGCGCGGGCGGCUGGUCCCAGCCCUGGGGUCCUGGCGCUCCGGGGCCCGGCCCUAGGCGCUCGGCCCCGCCGCCCGGGGCGCCCAGCGGAGAGGACGCGGAGCCCGCGCGGUGCGGAGGAGGCGACGGCCGCCGAGCGAGAGGGGGCGCCGCGCUGGGCGGCCCGCGCGGCCCCGGAGCCAUGGGCAAGUGCAGCGGGCGUUGUACGCUGGUCGCCUUCUGUUGCCUGCAGCUGGUGCCAGGACCAGAUGUCUCUGCUGGGAGAACCAACUUCCCACUCUUACCAUAGCAGGUGGCUGCACUGCAGCGGCAGAUCUUCGACUUCCUGGGCUACCAGUGGGCUCCCAUCCUGGCCAACUUCCUGCACAUCAUGGCGGUCAUCCUGGGCAUCUUUGGCACCGUGCAGUACCGCUCCCGGUACCUCAUCCUGUACGCAGCCUGGCUCGUGCUCUGGGUGGGCUGGAACGCCUUCAUUAUCUGCUUCUACCUGGAGGUUGGACAGCUGUCCCAGGCCCCUUUGCUCCCAGGACCGGGACUUCAUCAUGACCUUCAACACGUCCCUGCACCGUUCCUGGUGGAUGGAGAACGGGCCAGGCUGCCUGGUGACACCUGUUCUGAACUCCCGCCUGGCCCUGGAAGACCACCACGUCAUUUCUGUUACUGGAUGCCUGCUCGACUAUCCCUACAUCGAAGCUCUCAGCAGCGCCUUGCAGAUCUUCCUGGCUCUCUUCGGCUUCGUGUUCGCCUGCUACGUGAGCAAAGUGUUCCUGGAGGAGGAGGACAGCUUUGACUUCAUCGGCGGCUUCGACUCCUACGGGUACCAGGCGCCCCAGAAGACGUCGCAUCUGCAGCUGCAGCCUCUGUACACGUCGGGGUAACUGCUGCCCAGCCCGUGCAGACGCUGCGCCCUUGGAGGCUGGUUGCAGAGGCGGCCGCAGCUGGCUCGGGCCUAGCCAGGGUAGGCGCGCCCUCUGGCGGCCGGCGGACUGACUGUAGCCUGCGCCGACCCCACUUGGGUCCACUGCUAGAGAAGCUGAGCUUGGCCUUGACCGUGGCUCUUUGUUGCCCGGACUUGUGGGCGGAACGAAGCGAAGCAGGGGAGGGGGAUAUCGGGAUUUGUAUUUUUUUUUUUAUCUCAGCCUUGGCGUGUGCUGAGGCCUUGCUCCAUUCUCCAAUCUCUCCCUUUCAACCUUCACCCAGCACCCUGCCACUGUCCAGAGAGACAAACAGCCGAGUGGAGACGCCCACCCCGUCUCCCCACACUCAUUCACCAGCCUUGGAUUAGCUACUGUGAACAAGCGGCGGGAGUGCUGGGUUCUAGUCGCAGCUCCGUCACUGACUCUGACACCUAGCUCGGCCUUGGCCCUCUCUGGGCCUCAGGCUCACCCCUACCCCCACCACCCCGGCCCCGAAUGAUUAAAAGGAUCUCUUAGCAGAUGAAAUUCUGCAGCUGCCUUGUAUGGUUCUCAGUUCCCCAGACAGAGGUAUCAUUCCCAUUCUGCAGAUAUGGAGACUGAGGCGCAGAGAUGUGGAGUGAUUUGCUGGAGGCCUUGAACACUGUGCUUCCUGUCAUCUCAGUCUCCAAAACGCAGCAUCUGGCUCUCAUCCCACUUCCAGCACCUCCAGCUUGGACACUUGGGAAACCCAUGUGGUUACCUCACCCCCACACCACCACCACCACCACCCUCACCAACACCUCUUGUAAAGCAAUAUACCCAUCUGCUCUCACCGGGUGGACAGAGCCCAGGGUUCAGCCCUCUGCCCUGGGGAAGACUUGCUAGGUGCUCUCUGCAA
Messenger RNA from Ochotona princeps (American pika), 2091 nucleotides. It is a transcript of the gene NKAIN1, whose product is annotated as sodium/potassium transporting ATPase interacting 1. The transcript is spliced from 8 exons. NCBI's taxonomy places the organism in Eukaryota, Metazoa, Chordata, Mammalia, Lagomorpha, Ochotonidae. Bases 546 to 1175 code for a protein of 209 amino acids. Gene Ontology annotation, biological process: regulation of sodium ion transport. The record is from RefSeq and is a predicted model, not a curated record.